Rhinolophus ferrumequinum (greater horseshoe bat) is the source of this 1821-nucleotide messenger RNA. It is a transcript of the gene EYS, whose product is annotated as eyes shut homolog. The transcript is spliced from 8 exons. NCBI's taxonomy places the organism in Eukaryota, Metazoa, Chordata, Mammalia, Chiroptera, Rhinolophidae. The record is from RefSeq and is a predicted model, not a curated record.
AUGACUAAAAAAUUAAUUAUGCUUCUGAACCUGGUGGUUCUUCACAGCAUGUUUAUAAAUGGAAAAGCUACAUGUAAAUGGCAAUUUGUGGAAAAAUGGCAUACACAAUCCUCAUCAUCAUAUGUGGUGAACUGCCCAUUAACAAAAAACAUCUGCAUGGACCUAUAUGGAGAUUGCUGGUUUGGGGAUGUAAAUACUAAAAUGAACACUUCAGGCAAUCAAGUUGUUCCCUAGAUUUGCCCUUUGCAAAUUCAAUUAGGAGACAUCCUUAUAAUUUCUUCUGAACCAUCUCUUCAAUCUCCGGAAAUAUAUUUGAUGAAUGUUUCUGAAGCAUCAUUCAUUGACUGUCAGCAGAAUACCACAGCUAAAGAUCAAUUACUUUUUGGUUGCAAAUGGAAAGGAAUGCACACUGUUAAUUCUCAGUGGCUGAGUGUUGGGACCCAUUGUUUUAUCACAGUAAAGGCAAGCGGCCUUGCACUUUGCCAACUGGGACUUCGACUAAAUGUGAUGGUGAAAGUGAAAGAACAGUCUUGCCAGGAACAUCUGAGUUCAGAACUUUGCUCUGGGCAAUGUAAACGUCUUACUGAAGCUUGGAGCAAGACAUACAAUUGUCAUUGUGAGCCUCCAUUUUCUGGAAAAUACUGCCAGGAACUUGAUGCAUGUUCUUAUAAACCAUGUAAAAAUAAUGGCAGUUGUGUUAAUAAAAGAGAAAAAUGGAAAAAGCAAUAAUAUGAAUGUAUCUGUCACCGACCAUUUACAGGCAUAAAUUGUUCAAAAAUAAUUGGCCAUUAUCAACCACAUAUGUGUUUCCAUGGGAAUGGCAGCAAUAUUACUUCAAAUAGUUUUAUUUGUGAAUAUGAUGAAACAUUUUCAGGUCCAUUCUGUGAAGAGUCAAUGGAAUGCUGUGUUUUUCCCUGUUGUUGGAAAAGAGGAAUUUGUCAAAAUAAAAGUUCUUCUUACAUUUGUGAAUGUCCAAAUGGGUUUCUCAAUCAAGACUAUGAAAUUUAUGGCAAUCAGUGUUCAUCAAUGCCAUGUCAAAAUGGUGUUGACUGCACUGACAUUGCAAAUAUAAUUUUUAAUCUUUCCUAGGAUACCACAUGUAUCUGUUCACCAAUAUUUCCAAAUGAGCUUUGUAAGAGACUUCAAACAACACAGAAGUCAUUUCCUUGGAAGAAUAAUGUCACAUGUAUGAAAUAUGAGAAAAAUUAUCAUUGUAGUUGUAUGCCAAGAUUUACUGGAAAAAACUGUGAGAAAGUAAUUGACCACUGCAGACUGUUCAGCAACAACUGUCUGAAUGAAGGAUGGUGUUUCAAUAUAAUUGGAAGAUUCAGAUAUGUAUGCAGUCCAGGGUGCAAAAGAAAUCCAGGUUGGUUUCUGAAAAAUGUUGGCGUAAUUCCCCUGUAUCCCUGCUACUGUGGAUCCAUCAGCCAUGAUAUUUGCCAAGUUGAAGUUUCCCAUCCUCCUCAACUUAAAUAUGUGUGGCAAUUGGGAUUUAAAGGAUCUGGAGGUGAAAAAUAUGAAGUGGCUAUUGAUGCUUACUUCUUUCUCACUACAAACUGCCCUGAAGAUGCAAUCUAUGUAAAGAAAUCUGAAAACCUUAAUUAUGUAUGUUGCUUCCAGUAUAAAGAAACAAUGGAGAUGUGUGCAAGUGGAUGCAGUUGUUUGACCGAAGAAGAUAAUAAAGAAUAUUUUUGUCUAUGUAUUCCCAGAAGGCUCAACAAAAUGUAUCUGGAAAGUACAACUGAGUAUCAAGAUAGUGGGUGUCAACAUGAAGCUGUUUAUAAAGAUGACUUCAAUAUAUCUAGGUAUUUAUGCAUUUGA